This is a messenger RNA of Monopterus albus (swamp eel), 2656 nucleotides long. It is a transcript of the gene rangap1a, whose product is annotated as RAN GTPase activating protein 1a. Bases 294 to 2021 code for a protein of 575 amino acids. The record is from RefSeq and is a predicted model, not a curated record. Gene Ontology annotation, molecular function: small GTPase binding; GTPase activator activity. Gene Ontology annotation, biological process: activation of GTPase activity; signal transduction; nucleocytoplasmic transport. Gene Ontology annotation, cellular component: perinuclear region of cytoplasm; nucleus; cytosol. Lineage: Eukaryota; Metazoa; Chordata; Actinopteri; Synbranchiformes; Synbranchidae. The transcript is spliced from 16 exons.
AGCAGGUUGAGUGACUGAUUAGUUUCUGUAAUAUCGAAUGAAAACGCAGGAUCAGAAUAACUAGCUAGUUAGCGGUUUACUGACGAUGGACUAGAGAGGCCGAGUACAAGCACGUUCUGUCUCACGUUACUCAUGGUAGCUAACUGGCUGACUGAAUCGUCCCAUUUAUAAUCUCAAAAUCACCGGAGUGAAUUUGCCAAAUAUUCGGUAGACGUAUGUUACGGAACUAACCCGUCAACUGUCGUACAAGCUCCACCGGCAUCAAACCAUUACGCAAGCUGUUAGGUGUCCCGAUGGCGACAGACAUUGUUGCGCAGUUGGCCGACUCUCUGGCCAAGACUGGAGUAGAGGAAGGAGAGCUGAGCUACAAAGACCAGGGAAGAAAGCUGAACGAUGCCCAGUCAGUGGAGGACAUGGUGAAGGAGAUCCAGGACUUUGAGGGUUUGCAGGCUUUGAGGCUAGGGGGGAACACUGUGGGUGUGGAGGCAGCAAAGGCAAUCGCCAAGGCCCUGGAGGCAAAGAGCGAGUUCAAGCGCUGUUACUGGAGUGACAUGUUCACAGGCCGCCUGCGCUCUGAGAUCCCACCAGCCUUGAAUUCACUGGGGGAUGCUCUGAUGCUGGCCGGUGCCAGGUUGACUGUUUUAGACCUCAGUGAUAAUGCCUUUGGACCUGAUGGGAUAAAGGGGAUCGAGACGUUGCUGAAAAGCGCCACCUGCUACACACUGCAGGAGCUACGGCUCAACAACUGUGGCAUGGGCAUUGGAGGGGGCAAGAUCUUGGCUAACUCAUUGAUCCAGUGCCAUAAACAUUCCAGUGCAGCGGGUGCCCCCCUCAGCCUGAAGGUGUUUGUUGCAGGGAGGAACCGCCUGGAGAACGAUGGAGCCACUGCCCUCGCUCAGGCCUUCCAGCUGAUGGGCAGCUUGGAGGAGGUUCACAUGCCCCAGAAUGGUAUCACUCACCCUGGUGUGACGGCUCUGGCCACAGCCAUGCAGCACAACACAGGACUCCGCAUCCUCAACCUCAAUGACAACACCUUUACUGAGAAGGGGGCUAUUGCCAUGGCUCAGGCCCUAAAACACCUCCACAGUAUCCAGGUGAUAAACUUUGGAGACUGUCUGGUGCGGCCAGCAGGAGCCAAGGCUAUUGCAGAAAGUGUAGCAGAGGGACUUCCAAUCCUCAUGGAACUUAACCUGUCAUUUGGCGAGAUCACGGAGGAAGCUGCUCUGGCUGUGGCACAAGCAGUGAAGGACAAGGACCAGCUGAAGAAACUGGACCUAAACGGUAACUGUCUGGGUGACGAUGGCUGCAAAGCUCUGAAAGACGCCAUGGACUGCAUGAACAUGGCCGACGUUUUAGGAUCACUCAGUGAUGAUGAAGGUGAUCCAGAAGAUGAUGACGACGAUGAUGACGACGAUGAUGAUGAUGAGGAUGAUGAUGAGGAAGUGGAGGAAGAAUUAGAGGAGGAGGAAGAGGAAGAAGAGGAAGAGGAAACCAGUGGCAACCAGAUGUCCACCCCUGCAUCAGCACCCCGACCACCAGAAAUCUCCUCCUUCCUCAGCUUCCCCUCCCCAGACAAACUGCUAAAACUGGGCGCCAAGAGAGCGUUGCUGGUCGAGCAGCAGGUGGAUGUGUCGGAUGCUAAACAAACAGCCGAAGCCUUUCUCAAGAUUGCAUCUGUGUACAAGGAGGAGAACAACGAUGUGAAGAAUGCAGUGUUAGAAUGUGUUGAUGCCAUUCUGAAGAAAGCUUUUGACACGCCUUCCUUCCAAAGCUACAACUUUGUAUCAUGUUUGUUAGUGCUGCUCGGACUCAUCAAGAGUGAGGACAAGGUGAAGCCUGUGCUCGUGGUCCCCGGCUACCUCCAUGCCUUGGAGCAUGUUGUUCAACAGGACUACUUCCCCAAAGAGAACGUGGCCGUGUUGGAGGCCUUCAUGUCCCGAGGCAGUAAAUCUCUGGAGUCAUGUGGAAAUGCCAGAAGCAGACUCCAGUCGACACUGCGGAGAGUCCGAGCUGAGAGCUGAGGACUGUGGACACACACACACACACACACACACACACACACACUCGCGCAAACUGAACUCCAAAUCUGAAGCAAACAAAGCAGAGCAGCUCUUGAGAAGCAGCUCUUGAGAAGACACACUCAAACGCACCUCACUGUCCUCGCUGUCCUCCUCCAGUUCAACAACACCCUUCUUCUGGACUUGAAUGUUUUGUUUUUGAAGUAGACCGUUCUUGUGAGGUGGAACUAAUCGAAGUGUGCGCUCAUAUAUCCACGGGACCGCACUGACAACUCCACGCUCCUUGUUUUGUGCUGGAUCAGAAAAGCCCUCACUCUGCACUUGUAGUCGGUCGGAGUAACUUUGGUGCAAACUGGAAAAGUUCUGACCAGGACCGAACUGAACUCGAAGCUGUUUUCUACUUCAUAUGUUCAUUUUCUGUUCUGUUGUUUUAUACUAAAUGUUUAUUAUAAAAUAUGGUCAAAUGACAAUGUUAGAUAUGUAUUGAAUGAUAAAGUUUAUCUGUUAUAAGACUGUAAAGUACAAUCAAACAGUCACAAGGGAAAAAAAUCAUUUUAAAUGUUAAUUUCUGCCUUUAAAGACAAAUUGCAGAGUUUUUGGACUGGUGUUGCAACAAUAAAGCUGAUUUGGGUGUUGGA